AUGGAGGACGCACCAGCCGUCGUCGCCGCUCGGGUUGGGCUCGCACCAUAUGUGGCUCCAACUGCUGAGUCUGCUAUCACUGUCGGCAAACGCCAUCAUCGCUCCCUCAGUGGAUCAGACGGGUCUAGUGGAUCUAUGGCUCCUGCCAAAAUGGACAAGGAACAGGCCAUUGCGCAGCUACAGCGCGAGUUGAAGGUGGCCAGCGAACGAGUUGAGAGCGCAGAGAAUACUGCACGCGGCCACCUUGCUGAAGUAAACCGGGUCCUUGAACACAAGCGCAUUAUUCUCUGGGUUAAGAGCCAAGUAGAGUCUCUCCGAGCAAAAGGGGCUCGAGUAAUUCUGAUUAGCGAUUUUAAUGGCGUUGUCAACCCUUCUAUGGACCGUUGGUCUGGCGAUUACACGUCGACGGUUCCCGAGCUGCCACUUUUCUCGUGGCUUGACACACGCAGCUUCACGGAUACCUUUCGACUCCUGUAUCCGACGCAGCCCUCCUUUACGUUCCGAGGCGUCAGUCGCCUGGAUAUGGCGUGGAUUUCGUCUGACCUCACCUCCUACCUGCUUGACGUUAAGACAAACGAUUUAGUGGCUCCUAUCCGAUCCGAUCAGGCUCUGGUUGCAGCCAAUUUUGACCUACACAAGCUGGUUAAUCCGACGCCACAACAUCUAGAAGAGUACGGACUGACAGAGAUUCUUAAUGGUGAUCCCGAGUCAACCCUCGCCACUCCUGCACUCCUUGCGACCGUGCCCUCGACCCAGUCUGGGACCGCUUUCACUCCAUCGCUGCAGGCGAAGGUCAGUGACCUUGGAUAUAUUAUCCGCUCCGUUCGUCGGGUAUCCAUCGAUCAGCCUGCCACGCACGACACUCUCAAGCUUCUGACACGCAAGGAGAUAUACAAAUGCUCAUCGCGAGUAUUUGGAUACACAUCGACAGAUGAUCAUCAGCGACCACACCGAUCGCCGCGACAUCAAUUUCGAGACGCGCACACGACAAACCAUCCGCAGUAUCCUGGACAUAUCCUCUGGUCGUGUACAGUUGGAUCACUAGUGGUGGAGAACGAUGGUGACGGACUCUAUGUGACAGAUGAUCCGACGGAUAUCAAACAACGGUUCCCAAGAGGCGACAUUGAUGCGAGUUGGUACGAGGCUCUCAUGGACACUCCAUCCCGCGACGAGGUUGCUGCUGCAAUUCAAUCCGCUCCAACCAACAAAGCCCCAGGCAUAUCAGGGCUGACUGGAGAUCUGUUACAGCACCUUGGACCAGUGGCGCUUUCGGUCUUUGUGCUCCUCGUGCAAGCUUGCAUUGCUCAGGGCACUCUACCCACGGUGCGGCUCAAUGGUCCAUCUACUGCAUCCCGAAAAGUCCGUCAUGGUCUGGCAAGAUCAGUGAAGUUCGGCCGAUAG
This is a messenger RNA of Gamsiella multidivaricata, 1401 nucleotides long. RefSeq lists its product as uncharacterized. The record is from RefSeq and is a predicted model, not a curated record. Bases 1 to 1401 code for a protein of 466 amino acids. NCBI's taxonomy places the organism in Eukaryota, Fungi, Mortierellomycota, Mortierellomycetes, Mortierellales, Mortierellaceae. The transcript has 6 exons.